Messenger RNA from Teleopsis dalmanni, 1363 nucleotides. RefSeq lists its product as uncharacterized. NCBI's taxonomy places the organism in Eukaryota, Metazoa, Arthropoda, Insecta, Diptera, Diopsidae. The record is from RefSeq and is a predicted model, not a curated record.
UAUGCCAGAUAACAGCACAAAAUUUAAUCCGAAUUUGAAUCUCGAAAUACCGAAAUGGAUAAACGAGAAAUACUUCGAAAAAAUUCUACAGAAAGAUAUGCCACAGUUCAAGAAAAUUUUAAAAUUCACACCUACAGCUGCCACGCCACCCGGGGAGAAUUACACAUCAAUUAUGGUACGUAUACACAUGGAUAUAGAAAUGAAAGAUGGCUUUACUCAACAGCAGUCAUAUAUAAUGAAAACCAUGCUAGAUAAAGACAAAGGAGGUACGUUUAUAAACACUCUAAAUCUAUUCCCCAAGGAAAAAUUUAUGUACGAACAAUUGCUGCCUCAACUGGAAACGCUCUAUAAUGAUAUUAAUAAGAAAGUAAAAUUGGCGCCUAAAUGCGUCUGGGUUGAGGAGAAGGCCGAACGCAUUACACUUGUUCUAGAAGAUUUAAACACUAAAAAAUUUAAAAAUAUAAAUCGUCUGAAAGGUUUCGACAUGGCACAUAUGAAACGCGUUUUAGAAAAACUGGCUGAAUUUCAUGCAGUCACAGUGAUAUGGCAGCAGCGUAAUGGGGCAUACCCAGAAGAAUUUCAAAAAAGUUAUCUACCCGCAAACUAUCAGAAAUCGAAAUCUUAUCAAGCACGCGUGCAAAGUUUCAAAGCAGCGAUGUCUACUUGGGGCUUGGAGGAUUAUGAGAAAUACGCAGAGCGCAUUCCAAAUGCAGAGCAAUUUGUUAAUGCUGCUAUGGGUUGUUUUAACACUGAUCCGAAUGAAUUUAAAGUUUUAAAUCAUGGAGAUUUUUGGUCCAGCAAUAUCAUGCAAAACUAUACUUCAACUGGUGAAAUCAAUCAAAUACGUUUUAUUGAUUUUCAGUUAUGUAAAUGGGGUAGUCCAGCACAAGAUCUCUGGGAAGUCAUCAUGUGUUCAUCAGAAAGCAAUUUACGUAUACGAGAAUUCGAUAAUUUUGUACGUAUUUAUCAUACUCAUCUUCUCAAAUGCUUAAGGCUACUUCAAUCUACAAAGCCACUACCAAAGCUACGCGAACUCCAUAUAAGCAUGUUGAAACAUGGAUUUUGGGGCUAUCUAACAACAUUUACACAUUUGGUAUUGAUUCUCCUACCAUCGAACAAAGAAGCUAGUCUAUUAAAUUUAAUGCAACCCGGAGAAGAGGGCGAUAAAUUCCGUCUUAAGGCGUUUACAAAUCCCGUGUAUGUUCGAGCAGUCUUAGAUAUUUUUCCAUUUUUACUUCGACGUGGCAUAUUAGAUUUUUAAUUUUAGUUUAAAUAUAAGUGCACUAAUGUAUAUAAAUGUUUAAAUGUAUAUAAGAAACAAAUGCUUGUUCUACACAAUACUAUUUUUAUGUUAAUAAAAUAU